Messenger RNA from Recurvomyces mirabilis, 2862 nucleotides. RefSeq lists its product as uncharacterized. NCBI's taxonomy places the organism in Eukaryota, Fungi, Ascomycota, Dothideomycetes, Mycosphaerellales, Teratosphaeriaceae. The coding region runs from base 1 to 2862 and encodes 953 amino acids. The transcript is spliced from 2 exons. The record is from RefSeq and is a predicted model, not a curated record.
AUGGCGGGCUAUCACGAUCCCUACGAUUCACGAUCACGACCUGCUGGUCGUAACGAUCCUUACUCGAGACAACAUCUGCCUUCCAAUGUGGGGCAUGCUAGCUCCGGCUAUGAAAGAGUCGGUGAGGUGAACGAUCGAUAUCAGCCACAGCCACAACGGCCGCAGAGACAUGGUUAUGAUCCUCGAAAUUAUCCUCCGCCUCCUCCGCCCCUUGGUGCUGGGCGAUACGGUCCUCCGUCGAGGUCACCGACGACGCGGCAACGUCAUUCAUGGCCGCCACGUGUGACUUGCGAGGACGAGGUGGUGUCGCUGUCGAAGGAAGCAGGGUCAGCGAGCUUACUGAAAGCCAUCGGCAGAGAUGAGGCACCAUCACGUGGUACCAUUGAUCAGGAGCCUAUUGUUCAACCUGUGCCGGAAUUGAUGAGCAAGGAUGAGAGGCGUUAUAUCCUGGUCUCGGAUUCGGAGAAGGAGGGCAGAUCAACGGGUAUGCCUACACCACCUACCAGCGAAGACGAACGCGUACGAAGACCAGUCACGAGGCCCGCACGGCUGAAGACUGCAAUGCACGACGGGACGCCUGAGCUUCAGAAACGUACAGCUUCGCCAUAUGCCUACACCAAGCCAACGAAAUUGGAUCACAACAUGUCUUCCAACGAACAAUUCCUCUCGCCGACGACUUUGACUCCACCUUCGAUUGACAAUAGCUAUCGUAGGAAGGACCGCUUCGCAUCAUCAAAGCCGUCAUCGCCACGAAGAGAAUCACCAAGAGUCAGUCCUUCUGCAAGGAAAGGCAGAGACUACUUCGAUACUGGCCGUGACUCUGGUUCAGCUAUAACUGAUGAUGACGACCCACGAUCUACCAGAUCCGGCGCGUCGAAAUCGUCAAAGGAUAGCUACACAGCGUCGAUGCCGGACAGGACACAUGACAGGACGUCUGUGCAUGACUUUGCGCCACCAUCAACUAAUGCGCCGCCAAUAAGGAGACUGAACCUAGAUGCACGACGCAAUACUGACAACACCGGUGGCUUCCCUACUUUACCGUCUUUCCGAGUCGAUGGUUCGCAGAGGCCAGCUCCAAUCGUGGCAGCCAGUGCUCUUGGUGCUGUUGCUGGAGCCGCUAUAGAGUCGAGCUAUGUUUCUUCUCGUGGUGUCUCACCUGGAGCACCCAGUACUGGUCCAUCUCCGAGCUCUUCGGCCAGACCUACCACACAAUCAUCCAACCCGAGCCGGCCUACAAGCGCGCACUCGUCCGCUGCCGUUUCAGCAUCACCCUCGAGGCCAGCUUCGCCAUCGCCCAAGACUCCUGCCGAGACAGCUCGACUACCACGAACGGACAAUGACUGGAGCACACUUCUGGCAGCCAAUGCAGCCAGGAAAGCCAAGCCGCCGUCUCGUCUAGCUACACAGAUGAGGCAGGAAUCAGUGCCUGAUGUUCCACAACUGCCUUACAGUGCCGGACCAGGUCCUCGACACGCUGCCAGCUUGCCAUAUCCAGACGAUCCAGUCCCUGGCACACCGACCAUGUACAUGCCAUCUGAACGAGACCAUCAGUAUUUUGCACCACAUAAGCCGAGUUUGAAUAUACCUUUAGCAUCGAAUGCCAAAGAUGCGUCCCGCACAUCAUCGCCAGCACCAAGUAAUGCCUCGCGAACUUCUACCGCAUCCAGGAACGCCCGACCAGUACUCGCAAGAGGACACUCCAUUGCGAACCCUGCUGCGACAGAAGAACGACCAACCGCAUCCCGCGCAGCGCGCCACGACUCUUUCGGCAGCAGUUCGCAAACGAAGAAAGAUAUUGCAGCUCUGCUCAAGAAAAAGCUGCCCGAUUGUCCCAGGUCAGAGCCAGUCGCAGGCUACGAUGACUGGUAUACCGUCAUAGGCGCUCCGAACCUAGCCUUCUGCCCUGAUUGCGUGGAUUCCGUCUUCGAACGCACAAUCUACCGACCCUCGAUUCGCCGCCUGCCGCAGCUCGAUUUCAAGCUCAAGAUCGGUUGUGCUUUUGGUUCUUCCGCGUGGCUUCGCCUUGCCUGGCUCCUAACCCUGCACCAACAAAAGACCGACCUACAGCUACUCAAAGACCUGGCCGAUAUCGAGGAAUCUGGCGAGACUUGCCCAGGGAGCCAAGAAGCCGUCCGAUCAUGGUACGGUCUUCGAGAUUCUGAGGGUUACUUCGUCCGCGACUUCCAAGUCUGCUACAGCGAUGUGCGCAAAGUCGAACGCCUCCUCCCGACCCUCAACGGCCUCUUCGUGCGUCUCCCCCAUCGCGACUCCUAUGGUAAAUACGCCUGCGCUAUUCGGACGGAUAGUAAUCGCUUCUCCGCCUACCUCGAUGGCCUGAUCCUCGCCCACGAGAACGCCCACAAGACCCGGCAGGGUCCGGACCCGAUGCCAUUUGUCGAGCUUGUCGAGCAUAAACUCCGGUUGCGCGAGUGCACGAGGGAUAACAUGCUGAUUGGCGGGCUGUGGCAUUUCAUCCCGAACAUCCCCAGCCUGACUGUCUGCGAAGACUGCUAUGAAAGUAUCGUCGAGCCCGAGGUGAAGAAGAAUUCCGAUCUGGCUAUGCGGUUCAAUCGCUCCGUCCAACCGGUUUAUGGCGAGGGGAUGGGAUCGUCAUGUUAUCUCUACUCCCGACGGAUGCGGAAGGUUUUCCAACGCGCGGUGGAGGAUGGCGAUGGGAAGUACCUCGCUCGGAAGGCGAAAGAGAGGAGAGAGGCGGAGUUGAGGUUGCAGGAGCGGUAUAAGGAGUUGAGACGGAGGGCGAAGAGGUUGUCGUAUGAGGGGACCGGGGAUGAGGAGGAUGAGAGGAGGUUGAAUCGGGAGUUGGAGAGGAUUACGGAUGAGUGGCAGUCGAAGUGGGAAUGA